Otolemur garnettii (small-eared galago) is the source of this 7376-nucleotide messenger RNA. RefSeq names its product zinc finger CCHC-type containing 14 (gene ZCCHC14). The coding region runs from base 20 to 3298 and encodes 1092 amino acids. Lineage: Eukaryota; Metazoa; Chordata; Mammalia; Primates; Galagidae. The transcript is spliced from 13 exons. The record is from RefSeq and is a predicted model, not a curated record. Gene Ontology annotation, molecular function: nucleic acid binding; zinc ion binding; phosphatidylinositol binding.
GCGCGGCGCGGGCGGCAGCAUGGUGGAGAAGCGUUGCCCGCUGCAGAGGGACGGCGUGUACCGCUGGUUCUCUGAGCUGCCGUCGCCGCAGCGCGUGGAGUUCCUGUGCGGCCUGCUGGACCUGUGCAUACCGCUCGAGCUGCGCUUCCUCGGCUCGUGCCUCGAGGACCUGGCCCGCAAGGACUACCACUCGCUGCGCGACUCGGAGAUCAAGGCCAACAACCCGGCCGACCUGGGCAGCCUCACCAACCUGACGGACGAGGUGGUGCGCAGCAAGCUGCUGGUGUCGCUGGCGCUGUUGGGCUCGGAGCAGCGCGAGGCGGCAGGCGUGCUCUACCGCACGCUCACGCACAUCGACUCCAUCAUCCACAACUACGGGCUGCAGCUCAACGAGGGCCGCACGGGCGAUGAGUUUCUGCUGCUCUUCACCAUGGCCUCCAACCACCCGGCCUUCAGCUUCCACCAGAAGCAGGUGCUGCGCCAGGAGCUCACGCAGAUCCAGAGCAGCCUGAGCGGCGGCGGGGGCCAUGGGGGAAAGAGCGCGCCCGGGUCCGGCGGCGCUCUGCCUACCUGCCCGGCCUGCCAUAAGAUCACUCCUAGAACCGAGACCCCCGUUGGCAGUGUCAGUAACAGUUUGGAGAAUGCACUGCAGACGUCAGCACAUUCCACGGAGGAGCUGCUGCCCAAGAGGCCUCUAGGGAAGCACAGUAAAGUGAGUGUUGAAAAGAUAGACCUGAAGGGAUUAUCACACACAAAAAAUGACAGGAAUGUUGAAUGUUCCUUUGAGGUCUUGUGGUCUGAUUCUUCAGUAACAUCCAUAACCAAAUCUUCUUCUGAAGUGACUGAAUUUAUUUCCAAGUUGUCUCAGCUCCACCCUGAAGAGAAUUUGGAGAAGCUCAUUCCUUGCUUAGCGGGCCCAGAUUCGUUUUAUGUGGAGCGAAACCACAUGGGUCUGGAAUCGGGCCUGAGGUAUUUGGCUUCGCUACCUUCACAUGUAUUAAAAAAUGACCAUGUUAAGAAGUUUUUCAGCACUUCAUCUCCUACCCAACAGCUUCAAAGUCCAAGUCCUGGCAACCCUUCUCUUUCUAAAGUAGGUGCCGUGAUGGGCGUGCCUAGCAGGCCUGUGUGUGGCGUGGCUGGCAUCCCGUCAUCGCAGAGUGGAGCCCAGCACCACGUGCAGCACCCUGCCGGCUCGGCCCCCACCUUGCCCCACUGCUCCCACACGGGUGGCACGGGCUCGGCGCUGGCCUACCGGACCCAGAUGGACGCCUCGCCUGCCAUCCUAAUGCCUUCCAGUCUGCAGGCCCCUCAGACCCAGGAGCAGAAUGGAAUCUUAGAUUGGCUGAGGAAACUGCGUUUGCACAAGUACUACCCUGUCUUUAAGCAGCUCACUAUGGAGAAGUUUUUGAGCCUUACUGAAGAAGAUCUCAAUAAAUUUGAGUCCCUCACCAUGGGAGCAAAGAAAAAACUCAAGACUCAGCUGGAGCUGGAGAAGGAGAAGUCAGAGAGACGGUGCUUGAACCCCUCCGGCCCAUCCCUGGUCAGCAGCAGCGGUGUGGCUCGGGUGCCCCCCACCAGCCACGUGGGCCCCGUGCAGGCCGGACGGGCCAGCCAUGCGGCAGGUGGGGGCUGCUGUGCAGAGCUGCGGGUGGAAGUUGAGCCAGCCGCGCACCAGCUGCCCCGGGAAGGCAGCUCCUCCGAGUAUUCGAGCUCCUCGUCCAGCCCGAUGGGCGUGCAGGCCCGCGAGGAGAGCUCCGACAGUGCAGAGGAGAGCGACAGACGUGUGGAGAUUCAUUUGGAGGGUCCGGACAAGGAGAAGCCGGUGAUGCUGCUCAGUCACUUCACUUCGAGUUCCGCCAGACCCACGGCCCAGGUCCUCCCCGUGCAGAACGAGGCGGGCUCCACGCCCUCUGGCCACCACCCGGUGCCCCCGCAGAUGAUGGGCGCAGCCCCGCACGUGGCGCCCAUGCGCAUGCUAAGUUCUGUGCACAAGUCUGAGAGGGGCAGCUCAGACAUGAAGCUGCUCCCGUCCUCCAUGCACUCACUCUUGUCUCUAGAGGAGAGGAGCAAAGGGUCUGGACCCAGGAGCAGUGUGAAGGUGGACAAGAGCUUUGGCGGUGCCAUGGUGGACGCGCUGCCUCCGCCCACGCCCCAUCAGCCUGUGCAGGUCCUCUCGGGGCUCUCGGAGAGCAGUUCCAUGUCACCCACGGUCUCCUUUGGUCCCCGGGCCAAAGUCGUGCACGCAUCCACACUGGACAGGGUGCUGAAGACAUCGCAGCAGCCGGCCCUGGUGGUGGAGACCAGCACGGCUGCCCCAGGGACGCCCAGCUCGGUCCUGCACGCGGCCCGGCCGCCCAUCAAACUGCUGCUGUCGCCUUCCGUUCCUGCUGACUCUGCCAUUUCUGGGCAAACGUCCUGUCCCAACAACGUGCAGAUAAGCGUGCCCCCUGCAAUAAUCAACCCCCGGACAGCUCUGUACACAGCCAACACCAAAGUUGCCUUUUCUGCGGUAAGCAGCAUGCCCGUGGGCCCGCUGCAGGGCGGCUUCUGCGCCAGCAGCAGCACCGCCUCCCCCAGCAGCCUCCCCGCCACUUCCUUCGCGAACAUGGCCACGCUGCCCAGCUGCCCGGCCCCCAGCUCCAGCCCUGCGCUGUCCUCCGUCCCGGAAAGCAGUUUCUACAGCAGCAGUGGCAGCGGCGCCUCCACAGGAAACAUUCCCGCCUCCAACCCCAAUCACCACCACCACCACCACCAUCAGCAGCCCGCGCCGCCCCCGCAGCCCGCGCCGCCCCCGCCGGGCUGUGUUGUGUGCACAUCGUGCGGCUGCAGCGGCAGCUGUGGCUCCAGCGGCCUGACAGUCAGCUACGCCAGCUACUUCCAGCACCCGUUCUCGGGGCCGUCCGUGUUCCCCUUUCCAUUCCUGCCCUUCAGCCCUGUGUGCGGCAGUGGCUACGUGGGCGCCCAGCAGUACGGCGGCGGGUCCACCUUCCCUGUGGUGCACGCGCCCUACAGCGGCAGCGGGACCCCCGAGCCCGUGCUGGGUGGGCAGUCCACGUUCCCGGUGCCGCCCAUGCAGAACUUCAUGGCGGGGACAGCGGGGGUCUACCAAGCCCAAGGACUGGUGGGGAGUAGCAAUGGUUCAAGUCACAAAAAGAGUGGGAAUCUGUCUUGUUACAACUGCGGGGCCACCGGGCACCGCGCGCAGGACUGCAAGCAGCCGUCCAUGGACUUCAACCGGCAAGGUACUUUUAGGUUGAAAUAUGCCCCUCCAGCAGAAAGUCUGGACUCCACAGAUUGAUAUUUUUCUCUGGCAACAGAACAUUAUUAAGCCAUGGAGACAUAAAGAAAAUUAAACACAAAACUGAGAAGUCUAGUUGCUGUUGAGCUUAACAUUUUUAAUCCAAAGGUGCUUUACUUUACUAGACUGGAUAGGAAAUCUAGCAUAGACGUACAUCAAACUCGAUUUUAUUGCCAAAAUCCUAGAUUGGAGCUUGAUGUCAGGACUUGCCUAGUGGGUAUCUCCAUGGUGGUGGAGUUGGCCGUCUGCACUUCGGUUGCAAUGCAGAGAGACCUCCCGUCUCCUGAAGAGCAUUGCCGUCGCUGGUCCUUCUAGGCUCACAUAUAAUUCCAGGGCAGCUACGCGUGCGUGAUCUGAAUCGAGAACUGGAGGUUGGAGUUCUCCAAGUGGAGUUCCACCCAUCGGACUCUUGACACCCCUGGGUUAGGGAUAUCGUCAACUUUGUUUUGUUUUGUUUUUUUCCUAAAGUGGUUAGGCACUAAUCUCUGGGAUUUUAAGGAUUGCACUACAGAAGAAUGUAACCUGAUGCAAAUCUCUGCAGUUCUGGGAGACAAACUCCUCUGAGACCAGUCAGUGCAAGAGACUCAGAUAACCACAUAGAGUCGGCACCAGCAGGCUCCUCGACUUAGUACACAACAGAGAUUUUAGUAUUUCCUUCCCUCCUGCAAACACUUAACAGCAGUUCCAGGUUUUUAAUUUUUUUCUGCAAAUAAAUUAAAACUACAUUAUUAAAUAGAAAUAGUUUACUCGCAACAACUUAAUUUCCAAGGGUCCAAGUCCCAGAGAAUCCAUAGUCGUCAAAGCUUUGAGAAUACCUUCCUUCCCAGCCGUCCAGUGUCUUUGAGCCCUGAUAUCUUCCACUAAGACCGAACUCUUGCAGGGACAGGGUGACAGCGCGGCUGUGUGACUUGGCUGUGAGGGAUGCUGCACAUCCUUGGCAGAGUUUGCAAGUUGCUUUUUAUCUCAUGAGCUCCCCAAGAACCCCCAGCCCCAAGGCUUACUGCUAAUGGAUUCACACCUGAGACAGACAUUUCAGCAGUGACAUGGUCCUAUCAUUUAUGAGCAAAAGAUGGGGAAUUUUCUCCUGUCAACUUCUUUUGUAUUAAGCUGUGUAUUGAUAGUUAAUUCCGUUAAAAAUUACCUGGAAAUCUUCAAUAGAAGUGGUAGGACUCUGGAAGAGGCCACACACAGGAGACAGAGCCACGAGAUCUGUACAAGUCUGGUUUUUGUAAGGUAGGAAAUAAACCUUCACUGUCUCUCUAUAUUUCAGCCCACUGAAACAAAAGCAUUUUCAUCUGAAAUUUAGGGACUUAAAUCUUCAAGGUUAAAGGGAAUUCUUUACAAAAGUAAUACUUAAAAUGCUAAAGCCUUCAAUAUUAAAAUAUCGAUUGGUAAGGUCUUGCUAGGAACUUUCCAGUUAAAUAUUUACUUUAAAAAUAAUUAUAGUAUUCAGGCCAUUCUUAAAAUGGGACAAUCAGCUUCAUGGGACAUAGGUAUCAAUCAUAAGAAUACCCUAGAACAGCGGUUCUCAACCUGUGGGUCGUGACCCACAGGAACUGUAUUAAAGGGCCACGGCAUUAGGAAGGUUGAGAACCACUGCCCUAGAAUGUGAGGUUUCAGACUUGGAGGUUCGGUUCUUGACAUAAUGGAAACGAAAUGGGAAAGUUAACAUUUUACUAUGGAAGGCUUUUUAGUAGAGUUUUAGUUUUGUUUCAGUUAAGUUUUAUUUCUAUGCAAUGCAGAAUUGACAGACCUCCGUGUCCUCUCUGUUCCUGGUAUCCAGUGUUACAGCUUUGAGGUAAUGGUGAUGCACACUACAGCAGCCGUUUGGGGAACGUUAUGUUGCUCUCUUAAAUUACAAACACUACAAAAUGUCAAAAUAUGAGAACUGACACAACUUUGCCUUAAAGAGAACUAGACUGGACCGUGUCAUAUUGUGUUGAAGGAAAACUUAAGAGUGUUCAUUGAUGUUUACGGUUUUACUAUUUCUGACGGCCGUGAUGGUGGCCUACAUAUGUGCUGAAAGCCAAACUUUUAAGCUUUUUGGUUUUUUUAAACAAAGAAAUAUUUUAAAUAAAUCCUAUUUCAACACACUGAAAUUGUUGAAAACUGUCUCACAACAAGAAGAAAAUCACUUAAAAUUUUUGUUGUAGUGGUCAGUAUAGGGGACUGAAAGUAUCUGUUGUUACCCUUAUAACUAUUUUGAUUAAUAUUUGAGGUUAACCUUAAAUACAACAAAAAGUUAAAAUAGAAAUUUCAGUUUGAAGUAUGACAGAGUUGAGGUAAAUAAGUUCUGACGUUGGGUGGCUGUGCUCCGGCCAUCAGAGGUCUUUGGGAAAUUUCCAGUUGUCUUUGACGUGUGUAGAGUGUGACGUCUCCCGUAAGGCCAUUCAGAGUUGAGAAUUGUGAGACAUAAAUGAGUUACACGGUACAGAAAACUCAGCCACCAGGCCACGAGACCUCUUCCUAAGGGAGCCACACACUUGGACUUGAUUAUUGCUAGCACUUCUUUUCUCUGAUGAAUUCCUCUCCAAAAGCAACCAAGGUCAGUGAGCCUAAAGAACACCUUGCAUUUUGUCAGAAGACUUUCUCAUCAGUUAGAAAACACAGAACACGCUGACCCUUUCAAGUACUAAAGUCAUUUUCCUCAACUUGUGGUCUCAGUUUCAGACGCUUUAGCGACCAGCUGGCUGUGGCGCCCAUCGCUCCUUUGCUCUUUGCAGUCUAUCAGAUAGUAACACCAUUUUUGAUCUCCAAGAGUGGGGAAAAUGGAAUGCAGAGAUGGGGGGAGGAUAGUGUUGGGAUAAAGCAACUAUUUAAUUUUUAAUUUUAUUUUUUAAAUGAAACAGUCAAUUUUCUACCCUCUUUCUAUUUUUUUCAUAGUAAUAUUGACAGUUGGUAAGUGUUUAACAUUAGAACUCCUGAUUGCCAAGAGCACUGAGGAGAUGGGAGCUAGCACUUAAAGACAUUUUCUUGAAUACACACAUAUGUGAUUGGGUAAUAAAAAUAACCAGCAUCAUCUCCAAAAAGAUUCAGGAGUCAGCUUGUUAAUAAGUAGUUAGUAGGUUCCGUACUUGAGUUCAGUAUUUAGAAUCCUAGGUCGUCUAUUACAGAAACAGUAGUUAGUUUACACUACACACUCUGCACUGCAGCACGCGGGAGGUGGUGGUGACUGUGCCUGAACAUCACCCAGCUGUCCUGUGGCUCACACCUGAGCACAGGCUGGACCAGACUCCACAUGCCCACUCUCCAGUGCUGCUCAUGGGCACUUGCUGGACGGGAACUGGGCAGCUGCCUUGACCCCUGUUGUUUCUCGUCCUCCUCCCUGCUUCCCAGUAUUGUUUUAUGCCUCACCUGUCCACCCUGGUAACUGAGGUCUUCAAGGCUGUGAGGUGAGGGACACCACCCCCUGCUCAACUCGACCCUCUGCCCUAGACAAGGGUCCUGUGCAACCUGAGGGGGAUCUGCUGUCCUUUCCAAAGUGCGGGUGACUCCCAAAGAACGAGUCAGGUGACAUUUAAAGCCAUGGGUUCUGAAGAGGGGGUCUGAAUGGAAGUGAGCAUCUUUAAUCAAUACUCGCAAUAUUCUAGAAAACCAUAUACUGUGCUGGUUGAGGCCAAAGGUCAGCACUGCUGCACUGUUCACCAAGGGAGGGGAGCAGUGACCUUCAGUCCCGCUGCAGCCGCACGUGUGGUGACAGCCCUCGCACACGUGUGAGUUCUCAUGUGCACAAAAAGAUGAGGCUUUGGUACCGAAUCUGAACCUGUGUACUCAAGAGUCUUCAUAGCUUCUAUUGGACAUGUUUUCUUUUUAGGAAUGAAGGAAAAUUUUCCCAUUUUUGAGCCAUUCUUUUGUCAAUUCUACAAAAUUGCAUGUAACUUUAUAAAUAUUUUUAAAAGAUAUAGUUUUGUAAAUAUUUAAUAUUCUGCUAAUUUGAUUUUGAAUUGUAAAUGUCAAGUAUUCUGUUUUUGGGGUUUUUAUGUUUUAUUAUACUUUGUUAAAAAGGAAAAAUUGUACAUUUUUAGAAUGUUUUUAUGAGUAAAUUUAAUGUACUGAAAAUAAAAAUUUAAAAAAAGGC